This is a messenger RNA of Chionomys nivalis (European snow vole), 1479 nucleotides long. It is a transcript of the gene Gcgr, whose product is annotated as glucagon receptor. Gene Ontology annotation, cellular component: plasma membrane. The record is from RefSeq and is a predicted model, not a curated record. The coding region runs from base 1 to 1446 and encodes 481 amino acids. Gene Ontology annotation, molecular function: glucagon receptor activity; peptide hormone binding. Lineage: Eukaryota; Metazoa; Chordata; Mammalia; Rodentia; Cricetidae. The transcript has 13 exons. Gene Ontology annotation, biological process: cell surface receptor signaling pathway; adenylate cyclase-activating G protein-coupled receptor signaling pathway.
AUGCCUUGCACCCCGCUCCACAGUCCCCGCCUGCUGCUCCUGCUGCUGUCGUGUCUGCCGAAAGCACCCUCUGCCCAGGUGAUGGACUUCUUGUUCGAGAGGUGGAAACUUUAUGGUGAUCAGUGCCACCACAAUCUGAGCCUGCUGCCCCCACCUACGGAGCUGGUUUGUAAUAGAACCUUCGACAAGUACUCCUGCUGGCCUGACACCCCGCCCAAUACCACAGCUAACAUCUCCUGCCCCUGGUACCUACCUUGGUACCACAAAGUGCAGCAUCGUCUGGUGUUCAAGAGGUGCGGGCCUGACGGGCAGUGGGUGCGAGGGCCGCGGGGGCAGCCAUGGCGCAACGCCUCCCAGUGCCAGAUGGACAACGAAGAGAUCGAGGUCCAGAAGGAAGUGGCCAAGAUGUAUAGCAGCUACCAGGUGAUGUACACUGUGGGCUACAGUCUGUCCCUGGCGGCCCUGCUCCUUGCCCUGGUCAUCCUGCUGGGCCUCAGGAAGAUGCACUGCACCCGGAACUAUAUCCACGGGAACCUGUUUGCGUCCUUUGUGCUCAAGGCCGGCUCUGUGCUGGUCAUCGACAGGCUGCUCAAGACACGCUACAGUCAGAAGAUUGGAGAUGACCUUAGCGUGAGCGUCUGGCUCAGCGAUGGGGCGGUGGCUGGCUGUCGAGUGGCCACAGUGAUCACGCAGUACAGCAUCAUCGCCAACUAUUGCUGGCUGCUGGUGGAGGGUGUGUACCUGUACAGCCUGCUGAGCCUUGCCACCUUCCAAGAGAAGAGCUUCUUUUCCCUCUACCUGGGCAUUGGCUGGGGAGCGCCCCUGCUGUUUGUCAUCCCCUGGGUGGUGGUCAAGUGUCUGUUUGAGAAUGUCCAGUGCUGGACCAGCAAUGACAACAUGGGCUUCUGGUGGAUCUUGCGUAUCCCUGUCUUCCUGGCCAUAUUGAUCAAUUUCUUCAUCUUUGUCCGCAUCAUUCACCUUCUUGUGGCCAAGCUGCGUGCCCGGCAAAUGUACUAUGCUGACUACAAGUUCCGGCUAGCCAGGUCCACGCUGACCCUCAUCCCUCUGCUGGGGGUCCAUGAGGUGGUCUUUGCCUUUGUGACUGACGAGCACGCCCAGGGCGCCCUCCGCUCCACCAAGCUCUUUUUCGACCUCUUCUUCAGUUCCUUCCAGGGCCUGCUGGUAGCUGUCCUCUACUGUUUCCUCAACAAGGAGGUGCAGGCAGAGCUACUGCGGCGUUGGAGGCGAUGGCGAGAAGGCAAAGCCCUUAAAGAGGAACAGAUGGCUAGCUGCCGUGGCAACCACACGGCCCCAGCAGGGUCUAGUCACGGUGAACCCGGUGAGAAACUUAAGUUCAUGACUGCAGGCAGCCGCAACGGGACUGAACCCUCUGUGGAGAUCUCCUUCGCUAGCAGUCUCUCAGGGCUGACUGACAGCCCCACCUGAAGCCCCACGGGAGCCCAGCCAGGCUGGAUUCAG